AUGGCGAAAUUUCUGAAUCUUUUGGUGGGACUUAUGCUUUUGACAUGUUGUGUGUCAAUAACAGAGGCAGAGUAUUUGAAAUACAAAGAUCCAAAACAGCCAUUAAAUAUUCGAAUCAAGGAUCUUAUGAAAAGGAUGACUUUGGAAGAGAAAAUUGGCCAAAUGGUGCAGAUCGAACGCACUGUUGCUUCUGCUGAUGUCAUCAAGAACUAUUUCAUUGGGAGUGUGUUGAGUGGAGGUGGAAGUGUUCCAAAAGUCAAUGCAACUGCAGAGGAUUGGGUUGACAUGGUGAAUGAGCUUCAAAAGGGUGCUUUAUCAACAAGGCUGGGAAUUCCGUUAAUUUAUGGAAUUGAUGCUGUUCAUGGCCAUAACAAUGUUUAUAAAGCAACGAUUUUUCCUCACAAUGUUGGGCUAGGAGCUACUAGGGACCCAGCACUUGUGAGGAAGAUUGGGGAAGCAACUGCUCUUGAAGUUAGAGCUACCGGGAUUCCAUAUGCGUUCGCACCUUGCAUUGCGGUGUGUAGGGAUCCAAGGUGGGGAAGGUGUUAUGAAAGUUAUAGCGAAGAUCAUAGGAUAGUCCAAGCUAUGACAGAGAUCAUCCCUGGAUUGCAGGGUGAAAUUCCUGCAAACUCUCCCAAGGGUGUUCCCUAUGUUGCUCCUGGAAAAACAAAAGUUGCAGCUUGUGCUAAACACUUUGUUGGUGAUGGAGGAACUAUAAAAGGAAUCAAUGAGAACAACACAGUGAUAGAUAGACAUGGAUUGCUUAGCAUUCACAUGCCAGCUUAUGAUAACUCAAUUAUUAAGGGUGUGGCAACUGUCAUGGUCUCUUACUCAAGCCUCAAUGGAGUUAAGAUGCAUGCUAACCGUGAUUUAGUCACUGGUUUCCUCAAGAAGACACUUCGUUUCAGGGGUUUUGUGAUAUCUGAUUAUCAAGGCAUUGAUAGGAUUACUUACCCUCCUCAUGCUAACUACACAUAUUCUGUUCUAGCUGGAGUAAAUGCUGGAAUUGAUAUGGUCAUGAUUCCAUUUACUUACAAGGAAUUCAUAGAUGACUUAACUUCUUUGGUGAAAAAUAAUUUUGUGCCCAUGAGUAGAAUUAACGAUGCAGUGAAGAGAAUUUUAAGGGUUAAGUUUGUGAUGGGUCUUUUUGAGAAUCCACUUGCUGAUUACAGCCUCGUCAACCAGAUAGGAACUCAGGAGCAUAGAGAAUUGGCUAGGGAAGCUGUGAGAAAAUCUCUGGUGCUGUUGAAGAAUGGUGAAAAUGGUGAUGAGCCAUUGAUUCCUCUUCCUAAGAAAGCACCAAAGAUUCUUGUUGCUGGAAGCCACGCUGAUAAUCUUGGCUUUCAAUGUGGUGGUUGGACCAUUACUUGGCAAGGACAAGGUGGCAACAACAUUACUAAAGGUACAACAAUUCUUAGUGCUAUUAAAAACACUGUUGAUAAAGACACAAAGGUAGUUCACAAGGAGAACCCAGAUCUAGAGUAUGUGAAGUCAAAUAAUUUCUCAUAUGCCAUUGUUGUGGUUGGAGAGGAGCCAUAUGCAGAAACAAAGGGUGACAGCAAGAACUUAACAAUCUCUCACAAUGGAUAUGACACUAUAAAGAAUGUGUGUGGAGGAAUCAAAUGUGUUGUUGUAGUAAUCUCUGGUCGCCCAUUGGUUAUGCAACCAUAUAUUGAGACCAUUGAUGCACUUGUUGCUGCAUGGCUUCCAGGAACAGAGGGACAAGGUGUUGCUGAUGUUCUGUUUGGUGAUUAUGGUUUCACUGGCAAGCUUCCAAGAACAUGGUUCAAGACUGUUGAUCAGUUACCUAUGAAUGUUGGUGAUUCUCAUUAUGAUCCUCUCUUCCCCUUUGGAUUUGGCCUCACUACCAAACCAGUUAAUUAAACUCAAUUGAU
This is a messenger RNA of Arachis stenosperma, 1895 nucleotides long. RefSeq lists its product as uncharacterized. Bases 1 to 1884 code for a protein of 627 amino acids. The transcript has 9 exons. NCBI's taxonomy places the organism in Eukaryota, Viridiplantae, Streptophyta, Magnoliopsida, Fabales, Fabaceae. Gene Ontology annotation, biological process: glucan catabolic process. Gene Ontology annotation, molecular function: beta-glucosidase activity. The record is from RefSeq and is a predicted model, not a curated record.